This is a messenger RNA of Diospyros lotus (date-plum), 1029 nucleotides long. RefSeq lists its product as uncharacterized. Bases 63 to 824 code for a protein of 253 amino acids. Gene Ontology annotation, cellular component: cytoplasm. The transcript is spliced from 4 exons. The record is from RefSeq and is a predicted model, not a curated record. Lineage: Eukaryota; Viridiplantae; Streptophyta; Magnoliopsida; Ericales; Ebenaceae. Gene Ontology annotation, biological process: protein folding.
UUAUCUCUCAGAAGCUCAUCGAAGCAGAACGUAGAAACAGAGAGAGAGAGAGGGUUGAUCUAAUGGCGGAUUAUCACUUCGUGUACAAGGACGUGGAAGGAGCGUCAACGCAGUGGGACGAUAUUCAGAGAAAACUAGGGAACCUCCCGGCGAAACCUCCUGCAUUCAAGCCUCCUGCCUUCACUCCAGCCGAAGACCAUGAUUCCGUUCCUAAAGACAAAGAUUGGAUCGACAGUAAGACCGAGGAUCAGCUCGAAGAUCUCGAAGAUGACCCUGAUCUCGACGACGAUCGCUUCCUUCAUGAAUACCGGAAGAAGAGGUUGGCGGAGAUGAGAGAAGCAGCUAAGGUUCGGAGAUACGGAUCAGUGAUUCCAAUUUCGGGAUCAGAUUUUGUGCGUGAGGUUUCUCAAGCUCCGCCAGAUGUUUGGGUCGUAGUGAUUUUGUUCAAGGAUGGGUACCCAGAAUGUGGGAUUCUUCUGCAGUGUUUGGAAGAAUUGGCAACAAGAUAUCCUGCAACCAAAUUUGUUAAGAUAAUAUCUACUGAUUGCAUUCCUAACUACCCUGAUCGCAAUCUUCCAACUCUUUUGGUGUACAAUAAUGGUGCUGUUAAGGCAAAUUACGUGGGUUUACAUUCUUUUGGCCGGAGGUGUACUCCUGAAGGUGUUGCGUUUGUUCUCUGUCAAUCUGAUCCCGUCCUAAAUGAUGGACAAGCUGGAAGCGAGCCAUCAAGAAAAGCUGUCUUAGAUGGAGUUCGGCAGAGGCUUAUAGAGAAGGUUGUGAAAGACCAUGAAGAUGACGAAGACGAUGGAUCAUCGAGUGAUUAGGGUUUAGGGUUUAAGUUUGAUUUUUUAACUUCUCUUCCCCCUUUUGUUUGCUUUAGGUCAACGCACAGGUAAGUUUUCUGUUUGCAGUGGCCAAUGUGUAUGGCUCUUAUGGCUUCUUCAGCAUCUUUUCUUACUUUUUCAACUGUUGAAAUGAUGUGUGGUAUCACUUAAUUAUAUGCCAGAAAUUGAGCGAUGACAGUGAGAA